Xiphias gladius (swordfish) is the source of this 768-nucleotide messenger RNA. Its product is annotated as transcription factor BTF3-like. Lineage: Eukaryota; Metazoa; Chordata; Actinopteri; Istiophoriformes; Xiphiidae. The transcript has 6 exons. The record is from RefSeq and is a predicted model, not a curated record. Gene Ontology annotation, cellular component: nascent polypeptide-associated complex; cytosol. The coding region runs from base 108 to 596 and encodes 162 amino acids.
CUGUGAGCGCACCGGCAGAUUGUCGACCUGAGUACGUCACUUCCGGCCUUCGCUCCUUUCUCCGAGCUUCAAUCGGUUGUGUGACCCGCGUGUUUACACACUCCCAGAUGAAGGAGUCGAUAAUGAACCAGGAGAAGCUCGCCAAACUGCAGGCGCAGGUCCGCAUAGGCGGCAAGGGGUCAGCCCGCAGAAAGAAGAAGGUGGUGCACAGAACAGCUACAGCAGAUGACAAGAAGCUGCAGUUCUCCCUCAAGAAACUAGGAGUCAACAAUAUCUCUGGCAUUGAGGAGGUGAACAUGUUCACAAACCAGGGGACAGUGAUCCACUUCAAUAAUCCAAAGGUUCAGGCCUCCUUGGCUGCCAACACCUUUACGAUCACAGGGCACGCUGAGAACAAGCAGCUCACAGAGAUGCUCCCAGGAAUCCUAAACCAGCUGGGAGCUGACAGUCUUACCAGCCUCAGAAGAUUAGCAGAGACCCUGCCCAAACCAGCUGGAGAAAACAAAGCCCCCUUGGUUGCUGCUGAAGAUGAGGAUGAUGAGGUUCCAGAUCUUGUUGAAAACUUUGACGAGGCUUCAAAGAACGAGGCAAACUAACAAACACCAGCGGACAAUACAAGGCUCCUCUUGACAAACUAUAUUUUGACACAUUAGCAGUUUGUAGUUGUUCAUCUCUUGUUAUUGUUCUGUGGCUACAAAAGUUGCUUUUUAAUUGUAACCUUGACAAUUGGGCUAAAACAAGUAAACCGACUUUUUAUGGCAACUGUUA